Molecule: messenger RNA, 3944 nt
Organism: Mercenaria mercenaria
Lineage: Eukaryota; Metazoa; Mollusca; Bivalvia; Venerida; Veneridae
Exons: 2
Coding region: 2470-3909 (479 amino acids)
Source: RefSeq, a predicted model, not a curated record
UUGUUGAAGCACAACCAACGUCAGUGAAUUCUUCGUAACAUCAACUUUAUUUACGAUAUUUUUCGUAAACAUUUUUUUCAAUCUUUAAAAGUAUACUGAACAAGUACUGUCCUUAUGUCACAGGGACAAUAUGCAUGUGUCCGAGUCUAUGUUUUUGUGUAUCCUGUAUCUGUAUGCCAUGUGUUAUCUCUUUGUCAUGUGUUCCUUCCAUCAGUCCAUUUCGUCUCAUUUUUUCAUCUAUUCACUUUUCAUUUCAUUUCACCAUCCAAUAACUAAGGUGACGGGCCUCAUUCAUACUUUAUUGAUUACCAUUUGGCACGAUAUUCACGCUUUUCUAUGCGCCUGCGCACUGAUAUUAUAGAAGUUAUGGCGAGAGCCGUGUUUUUGUCAUCUCUCUGACAAUUUAUUAGUGCCUGGGUAUAUUUGCAGGUAAAUAUUGUUGUCAAGAUUUCAGUUAACCAUUAUAUUUGUAUGCGUAUAUUUUCGUGUGGUUUGUUUACGUAUUAUUUCGAUUGCACUGAUAUUAUAGAAGUUAUGGCGAGAGCCGUGUUUUUGUCAUCUCUCUGACAAUUUAUUAGUGCCUGGGUAUAUUUGCAGGCUCCAGACCCUAUUCUCCCUCUCCCUAAAUGCAGAACUCACGAGUAUCCGUGACAUUUGGUGGCCAGUGUAACAUUUUGGGAACGCAGAGCGAGACAGUCUAGGGACGAAUACGAGCCGUGUUCCGGGAUUAACCUCCCGCUUCAAAAACAGCCAAUGAAAAUUGGGGAACCCCGUGCUGACGUCACAGACCGUAUCAAUAUGGAUUUCCGUAUUCCAAUACACAUGUGUUUUAAAAGUUUGUCGUAAUUUUCAUUAUAUUGAAAGCUUUCUGAAACUUUAAAACGCUUUAGACGUUUACAUAUUAGUUCACUUAAUUGAAUGAGUGGCAUGCCAACACCUGUCAUUACGUAUAUCAUCUUCGUUCGCCGUGGGAUUACUGGACCGGACAGUUUGUUUACUUUUUGUGCGGUGGAAUGUGCAUAAACAUUCAGUGAAUUUAGUGAUAAAAGUGACAUUUAAGUGAUUUAAGUAUCUAAUCUUCAUGACAUUGUUUAGGUUUGAGAUUGAGAAUCUGAGGUCCAGCUGCACAGUGCACUUCACAGUUACAUCAGAUUACAGAUUAACACCAGAGCCGCUUUCAGCUAUCUCUUUCGCAUGAGUUACCAUUAAUCUGCCAGGUGAUUGGUGAGCUAACAUUUCAUUUUUCAUCUCUAUUACAUCAUUGUCCUGCAUGUAGUAUAUAGAUCCUGUGACAUUUGAAAAAAAAAAAAAAAAAAAAAAAAAAAAACUUUAGUGGGAACCAGAGACCUGAUUGAGAGCUGGCAUUUAGUUAGUCACUUUCUUAGAAGUAGUACAAGUAUUUAAUCGGGGUAGUACCAUAGUUGGACUUGUAAAUUUUACAACUUGAACCCUAAAAUUGUGUACCAGAAUUAUACAUUGUGGUUGUUAGCCAAAUUAUCAUUAGUAUUUAAAAAUACUGCUGAUAAUUAAUUAUACUGAACAGGUUGAAAAUACAUUGGGCUGAAAAGUGAUUAUACAUUUAUACUGUAAAAAAAAAAAAUGAAAUAAUUUUUACAGUUGAUUUAUUUUUAGAGCUUGGAUAAAUUCAUAGGUUCAAACAGAAUACAUCUACGGUGUUGUACAGUGUAGAUUGUAUUCUGUUCAUGCAAACACGGCAUUUUUUACGAACUAUUUUGAAGCAGAAGAUUUUUAUGCGGAAAUCGGUUGCGGUCAGGUAAUUGGGUAGAAUUAGGUGAGUUGCGGUUUUGUCUGUAAAUAACUUUACCAUACACAGAGCAUUUAGUGUUGGCUGUUGAGAAGUUGUGGUUAUAAUUCGAUAACAGCAGAAUAUUUCAGUUAUAAGUAUGUUGGGCAUUAGUUGCCACUAGUUAUUCAGACAACUUUUCAGUUUACUUGAGAGUCCGCUGAACCAAUCUCUGAUAUUAGGUAUCUAGUAUAGAUGAACCAUACCACAUUAAGGUUGAACAGGCGUGUGAUCACUGCUCAUCCCGUCAGUUAUGUAUGGCGUACAUAGAGUGCCAUCAUUAAGUACAAGACUGAUAUUAUUUUGUAUGUUUUUGUGAUUGGAUUUUGCACAUAAAAGCUGCAUUAACUAUUUGAAUAUUUUAGUGUGCGUUUCUUCAAUUUUUUCAAGAAAGUAGAGUUUGACUUUUCCUACGGUGUACAGUAGUGGACAUAACCUGUGUCCAUAAAAUUUAGAAAUCUCUCUGUGGACAGACUGUUUAGCCAGAUAAGUCGAACUUAAGUUUAGAUUUGAUAUUGUGUUUUGUGACAGUACUAUUGUAUGGUGUACUGAAAGGACCACUUUUAAAUUGCAUUUAUAGUAUGUACUCACUAGAUAAGUGCGAACAUACUUGUAAAUAAAAUUGUUUGGUAACAUUUAUUCGCAAGUUUUGUUUUGUUUGCAAGAUGUCGGUGUAUGUAAACAUGGAGGAGGGCACUAGUACAUGUAAUUCAGGAUCACAAACUGCGGAUAAAAGUGAUGAUGUAGACUUAGAUUAUUGCAUAAGACGUGUACUUAAUUCUGGUUAUACAAUUGAUACAGCCCGUAAUACCUCAGAUAGAACUCCAGUGCAUUCGGGCUUCGGGUUUGGUACACCAACCCCAGAUAGAGAGUUUCGUAGUUUGUAUGACUGCUCUCCACCUACAUUGUACCCUUACAAUGCACGCCCUUCUUUAGAAACUGGUCUUUCACAAACUCAAGGUAGACAUUACUCCUUUAGACCCGGGUGUGAUACUACCCCUAAUUAUUCACUUCCUCGGGAUAGAACGUCUUAUCGUGUAUCUUUUGGUCCAGAACGCCCCAGUACAGCUUCAGACACAAAUCCCCCUGUGAAACAGAUUGGUGAUUUCUCACAGAAGAACAAAAGCUCAGAUACACCAGUAGGUAUGAGGCCUCCUGGCAACUUACCUCCUAUGUAUUCACCAUCUUUUACAAGUUCCUAUGCUAUACCUCCACAAAGACUUCCUAAACUCCCACAGUUCUCUGGGGAAUGUAAGAAAGAGGAUGUAGAGUUUGUAGUAUGGAAAUAUGAGGUGAAUUGUCUCCUUAAAUGUGGCAUUUACUCAGAGUAUUGCAUUCUGGAGUCAAUUAGAAAUAGCUUAAAAGGCAAGGCCAGAUCAGUUUUGCUUCAUUUGGGUGAAUGGGCAACUGUUCCAGAAAUCAUGAGGGAGAUGGAUGCAACAUAUGGAAAUGUGGCAACUCCUGAGAGGCUUAAAGAGCAGUUUUAUUCAGCAACUCAACGAGAGGGCGAGUCAAUAGUUGACUAUAGUCUGAGGUUAGAGCAUCUCCUCUGUAAUUCACAAAUUGAUCUCGAUAGAACCAUGCGAGAGGACAUGUUGAGAAACCGGCUUUGGUCAGGUCUGAGGGACCAAGAGUUGAAGAAUGCAACUCGAUAUAAGUACGAGUCUGUGCAAGACUAUACAAGGUUAAGAAGGGAGCUAAGGCAGGUAGAGGAAGAUAUUAAGACAGGACAAGUGGAUAGGUCUGUUAGUAGCAAGAGCAGAAUUACUUUUGGCGAGAAGGAUAGUGAUGUUGGAAAAGCUAAAGAGCCAGAUGCCAGGCAGUGUAGUACAGCUUUUGAGUCAAAGCUAUUGAAACAGCUGCAGGAUUUAACUACAGAAAUGAAAGGUCUUAAUACAAGAGUCAGCAAUAUUGAGAAAGAUCUUGAAGAGGCUAAGAAGAAUAGGAACAGGCCAGAGAAUUCUUCAAGAAGAUGGGGUAACAGACGCCCAGUAGAUAGGAAUCAAGAGAAGGGAACCAGCUCGAAUGAUAAGCCGGAUUCUACUUCAUCGGCCUCCCAAGAGCAGCCUUUAAACCAACAGAAUCCUCCUCCAAAGGGCCAGUAGGAGGAUUGUGUAAGGAAAAUGGCCCACCAGUUGUU